AAAGAUAAUCCCCGACGCCGGAAAUUUCUCCGUCUCCACUUCUUGAUUUCUUGUUUUUAUACCACAGCGGAGUAGUUCUACGUUUUCUCGAGCUGAAGAAUUCGGAGAAUGCCGACGGACAGAUCAAAAUCAGAGAAGCGCGACGCUGCGAAGCAGCUCCGGCGGGACCCUCGUGAGGUUCUCGGCGUCUCACGAAACUCCACAGAUCAAGACAUUAAAACUGCUUACCGGAAACUGGCACUCAAAUAUCAUCCUGACAAGAAUGCUAAUGAUCCUAAAGCAGCGGAUUUGUUCAAAGAGGCCACCUUUGCAUAUAAUAUCUUGUCAGAUCCUGAAAAACGCCAUCAGUAUGACUCUUAUGGUCUUGAGGCUGUUGAAUCAGAUAACCAAGAUUUGGAGUUGGAUCUUUCGAGUUUAGGUGCUGUGAAUACAAUAUUUGCAGCACUUUUUAGUAAACUUGGUGUGCCAAUUAAGACAACUGUAUCGGCGACUGUUUUGGAAGAAGCGCUUAAUGGGGCAGUGAUCAUUCAUUCGCUUCCACUGGGGCUGCCUAUAUCUAAAAGGGUUGAGAAGCAAUGUGCUCACUUUUAUUCAGUUACAUUAUCAGAAGAACAAGCACAGGAUGGAUUGGUUUGCCGUGUGCAAUCAUCAGACAAGAGCAAGUUCAAGUUACUAUAUUUUGAUCAAGAAGAGGCUGGUGGACUAAGUCUUGCACUCCAGGAAGACAGUGCAAAAACAGGGAAGGUAACCUCUGCGGGAAUGUAUUUUCUUGGCUUUCCCGUUUAUCAAUUGGAUCAGACCAUGAAUUCAACAGCUGCUGCUAAGGAUCCUGAUGCAUCAUUUUUCAGAAAGCUAGAUGGGUUCCGCCCAUGUGAACUAACAGAACUGAAGGCUGGUACUCAUGUAUUUGCCGUUUAUGGUGACAAUUUUUUCAAAAGUGCAAGCUACACUAUAGAAGCUUCAUGUGCUGCGCCUUUUAGUCAAGAGAAAGAAAGUCUCAAAAGUGUAGAAGCCCAAAUUUUAUCUAAAAGGGCGGACCUAACGAAGUUUGAGUCCGAAUACCGAGAGGUCCUGGCAGAAUUUACAGAGAUGACAAGUAGAUAUACACAAGAAAUGCAAGCGAUUGAUGAGCUACUUAAGCAGAGGAAUGAAAUACGUUCAUCAUAUACUGUCGCUCCAUUAAAACGAAGUACGACGAAGAGGAGUAAAAGUUCUUCCAAGGAGGAGCGAGAAGAUGGCCAAGCAAGAGAGAAGAGAUAUACAAGGGAACGACGGAGGAGGAAGAAAUGGUAUAACAUCCACUUAAAAGCUGAUAAGAGAAAAGCUUGCUAGGCAUAAACAAAUUCUUUUAUCGCUCCAUGUUAGGACCUAGUUCGGAAUUAUUAUGGUCGAAAUUAUCUGUACUAAUGGGAAAGAGAAACUAUAGUCAGGUGGUCUGCAUUCUUCUUUUUAUUGGCAUCUUUGAUAGGUAAGAAGGAGGAUAUGCCAAAGCAACGGUUGGCUGCUGGGAGGCUGUGUCCUUGAGGGCUCCAUAGCUCAAGGGUGACAUCUCACUGUUUCUGUAAAAUUCUUUUCUACUUUGUUAGCUCACUUUCAGCAUUUUAUCGUUGUUAAUGGUUCCAUUAAGUUAGGAAUAGAAACAUGUUUGGCUUUAUGUUAGUUUGAUUUCUAAUGUGAAACCAAAACACCUCAUGGCUCAUUAACCCUAUUU
Neltuma alba is the source of this 1711-nucleotide messenger RNA. RefSeq names its product chaperone protein dnaJ 16-like. The transcript is spliced from 11 exons. The coding region runs from base 109 to 1332 and encodes 407 amino acids. NCBI's taxonomy places the organism in Eukaryota, Viridiplantae, Streptophyta, Magnoliopsida, Fabales, Fabaceae. The record is from RefSeq and is a predicted model, not a curated record.